AUGGCUUCUGACUCUCCUCCCGGUAACACCAACGACGGUCCUUCCUCUCCCGACGAGAACGCUUCAAGCCCUAUUGGCAACACCUACUCUUCCCCCGCCGCAAACCGCCGUCGCCGUCGAGGAAGAUCAUCUUCCCCGACGCAAUUUGCCACCCCUCCACCGCCUUCACGCCUCGGAGCCUCAAACUCAACUCCUCCUACAUCUCGUCCUUCCGCCGCCAGAUCCAACGGAAGAAAUGGACGCGGCGGCGGCCCAGCGACACCGUCGUAUACUGACGACAUUCCGCCCUCUUCCGGCGGUGAAGACGACGGCGCCGACGAUACUACUCCGACUUUCGUCUGGGGAACCAACAUCAGUGUGCAGGACGUUAAAUCGGCGAUUGAGAUGUUCGUGAAGCAUUUCAGAGAAGCGAAAGAGAACAGUGAAGAUUUGUUCAGAGAAGGAAAGUAUAUGGCUUCGAUACGCAAAGUGAUUGAAAUUGAAGGAGAAUGGAUCGACAUUGACGCAUUUGAUGUGUUCGACUACGAUCCUGAUCUGUACAACAAAAUGGUUCGGUAUCCACUGGAAGUUCUCGCCAUUUUCGAUAUCGUGCUGAUGGAUAUUGUUUCCACGAUCGACUCUUUGUUCGAGAAACAUGUUCAAGUGAGGAUUUUCAACCUCAGGACUUCCACUUCCAUGAGAAAUCUCAAUCCUUCAGAUAUCGAGAAGAUGAUCUCUUUGAAAGGAAUGAUAAUUCGGAGUAGCUCAAUCAUUCCUGAGAUCAGAGAAGCUGUGUUUAGAUGCCUCGUGUGUGGUUACUUCUCCGAUCCCAUCAUCGUUGAUAGAGGGAAAAUAAGUGAGCCUCCUACUUGCUUGAAACAAGAAUGCCUCGCCAAGAACUCUAUGACACUAGUGCACAACCGAUGCAGGUUUGCUGAUAAGCAGAUUGUGAGGCUUCAGGAAACGCCUGAUGAGAUUCCAGAAGGAGGAACACCUCACACGGUUAGCUUGUUGCUGCAUGACAAGCUAGUUGAUAAUGGAAAGCCUGGUGACAGAAUUGAGGUCACUGGAAUUUACAGAGCAAUGACCGUCCGAGUAGGGCCUGCUCACAGGACUGUGAAAUCUGUAUUUAAGACCUACAUCGAUUGCCUUCACAUAAAGAAAGCAAGUAAGACAAGAAUGGCUGCUGAGGAUCCAAUGGAUGUUGACAAUAGUUUGCGUAGAGUCGAUGAAGAUGUUGAGUUAGAUGAGGAGAAGUUGAGGAAGUUCAAGGAACUCGCUAAACAACCAGAUAUAUAUGAGAAGCUUAGUAGAUCACUAGCACCAAACAUCUGGGAGUUGGAUGACGUUAAAAAGGGUCUUCUUUGCCAGCUUUUUGGAGGGAAUGCUUUGAACUUGGCAUCUGGUGCUAAUUUCCGUGGUGACAUCAACAUCUUACUUGUUGGUGACCCUGGUACAAGCAAGUCCCAGCUGCUCCAGUACAUUCAUAAGCUCUCACCUCGUGGCAUCUACACAAGUGGGCGAGGGAGCUCAGCUGUUGGUUUGACAGCUUAUGUAGCUAAAGAUCCUGAGACAGGAGAAACUGUCUUGGAAAGUGGAGCUCUUGUUCUGAGUGACAGAGGUAUCUGCUGUAUUGAUGAAUUUGACAAAAUGUCUGACAGUGCGAGGAGCAUGCUGCAUGAGGUUAUGGAACAACAAACUGUUUCCAUAGCAAAGGCUGGUAUCAUUGCAUCUCUUAAUGCCAGAACCUCUGUGUUGGCUUGUGCAAAUCCUAGUGGCUCACGAUAUAAUCCUCGGCUUUCUGUUAUUGAGAACAUUCACCUUCCUCCAACCUUGCUUUCUAGAUUCGAUUUGAUCUACUUGAUUCUUGACAAGCCCGAUGAGCAGACUGACCGAAGGCUUGCAAAGCAUAUUGUAGCCCUACACUUUGAGAACGCAGAGAGUGCACAGGAGGAAGCUUUGGAUAUUACUACACUAACAACAUAUGUUAGCUACGCUCGUAAGAACAUUCAUCCUAAACUAUCAGAUGAAGCUGCAGAGGAGUUGACCCGAGGUUACGUUGAGCUGAGAAAAGCAGGGAAAUUUGCCGGUAGUAGCAAAAAGGUCAUAACAGCGACUCCUAGGCAAAUUGAAAGCUUGAUCAGACUUAGCGAGGCCUUGGCUCGGAUGCGUUUCUCGGAAUGGGUUGAAAAACAUGACGUGGACGAGGCGUUUAGACUUCUCAGAGUUGCAAUGCAGCAAUCAGCAACCGAUCAUGCCACCGGGACUAUUGACAUGGAUCUGAUCAACACUGGAGUCUCAGCGAGUGAACGAAUGAGAAGAGAUAUCUUUGUGUCGUCAAUUCGAGACAUAUCUCUUGAGAAAUUGCAAAUCGGAGGUUCAUCAAUGCGCUUAUCCGAUUUACUUGAAGAACUGAAGAAGCACGGAGGCAACAUAAACACUGAAAUUCAUCUUCAUGAUGUACGGAAGGCUGUUGCAACGCUAGCCAGCGAGGGGUUUCUGGUUUCUGAAGGUGAUAGAAUCAAGAGAGUAUAA
Microthlaspi erraticum is the source of this 2514-nucleotide messenger RNA. The record is from the annotation of a GenBank genome assembly. NCBI's taxonomy places the organism in Eukaryota, Viridiplantae, Streptophyta, Magnoliopsida, Brassicales, Brassicaceae.